GAAGAGAUGGACGCUUUUCUUGGUCUUCUUAUAAAUUUUGGAGCUGUUCAUGGUAACAAGGAACCAGUUUAUGUUUUAUGGAGUCAAGACCCAGUUUUGUGUCGUCCAAUAGUAUCAGCUUCGUUGUCUCGCAACAGAUUUCAGCAAAUAAUGAGUUUUUUGAGAUUUGAUAAUUUUGAAACUCGCGAAGAACGAAAAACUGUUGACAAAUUGGCACCAAUACGGGAUAUAUUCGAUAUAUUUGUAUCGAAUUGUAAAAAAUCUUUCAAUCCGAACGGUCAUUUAUGUGUUGACGAACAGCUAGUUCCAUUCCGAGGAAAGGCUCCAUUCAGGGUUUACAUGAAGAGUAAACCCGACAAAUAUGGGAUCAAAAUUUGGGCUCUUGCGGACUGUGAAACUGCCUACACAGUAAAUAUGCAGGUUUACCUAGGAAAAAUUGGUAACAAACCAGAAAAGGGUCAAGGUCAGAGGGUGGUCUUGGAUAUGGUAAGCCAUUUAGGACAGGGAUAUGGAAUUACUACUGACAAUUUCUUUACCAGUAUUGAACUGGCAGAUAAAUUGUUACAGAGGAACCUAACACUAUGUGGAACUUUACGGCGAAAUAAGCCAUAUAUACCUAGCGAGUUACUUCCCGCCAGGUACAAAAAAGAUUUUUCAAGUAUGUUUGCCUUCAUGAAAGACAAAACACUGGUCUCGUACGUUCCAAAGAGAAACUCCGCUGUCGUUCUUUUGUCAACUGAACAUCGAGACGACAAAAUAAGUGGUGCUGAUAAUGAUUAUAAGCCUGAUAUAAUACUACAUUAUAAUAAAACCAAAGGAGCUGUAGACACGACUGACAAACUUGCUAAAGAAUACACCACCCAAAGGAAGACCAACCGGUGGCCUAUGGCAAUUUUCUUCCAUUUGCUGGAUAUUGCAGCUAUCAAUGCUUACAAACUGUGGAUUCAUGCUAACCCAGAGUGGAAAAAAGGUCGUUUAGAUAAAAGAAGAAUGUUUUUAUUGGAACUAGGUCAUCAAUUAGUAAGAAAUAAUAUUAUUUGCCGCUAUAAUAAGGAUCGUUCAUUGCACGAAAAAAUUAAGCAAAAUAUGGUAACCGUUUUACCUGAACUGAAAACAGAUAAGGAAAAUAGAGAGCAGGUUCCAAAUCAGAAAAAAAGUGGCCGAUGUCACAUAUGUCCGAGGAAUGCUGAUAAAAAGUCUAGAAAACAUUGCGUCCAGUGUUCAAAAUUCGUAUGUGCCGAACAUUCUAACAUUACAACAAUUUGUAAUUCAUGCAAUAAAUAAAUUUAUAGUUAAAAAUUAAUCAAACAUGUACU
Messenger RNA from Photinus pyralis (common eastern firefly), 1316 nucleotides. RefSeq names its product piggyBac transposable element-derived protein 4-like. The coding region runs from base 7 to 1284 and encodes 425 amino acids. Lineage: Eukaryota; Metazoa; Arthropoda; Insecta; Coleoptera; Lampyridae. The record is from RefSeq and is a predicted model, not a curated record. The transcript is spliced from 2 exons.